Messenger RNA from Homarus americanus (American lobster), 1527 nucleotides. RefSeq lists its product as uncharacterized. The record is from RefSeq and is a predicted model, not a curated record. Lineage: Eukaryota; Metazoa; Arthropoda; Malacostraca; Decapoda; Nephropidae. The transcript is spliced from 3 exons. Bases 1 to 1527 code for a protein of 508 amino acids.
AUGUUCGCAAAUAGACGGAAGCUGACGGAAGGCGACGGUGUCCGCUUCUCACCUGGCCGACACUCGCUCAGAUUCAAGUCACCAACAGGUUUAGGUCACCAACAGGUUGACAACAGGUUCAGAUCACCAACAGGUUCAGGUCCCCAACAGAUUCAGCUCAUCAACAGGUUCAGGUCACCAACAGGUUCAGGUCACCAACAGGUUGACAACAGGUUCAGAUCACCAACAGGUUCAGCUCUCCAACAGGUUCAGCUCAUCAACAGGUUCAGGUCACCAACAGGUUCAAGUCGACAACAGAGUUCCAGAUCAUCAACAGGUUCAGGUCAACAACAGAUUCAGAUCAACAGGUUCAGGUCAACAACAAAUUCAGAUCACCAACAGGUUCAGGUCCCCAACAGAUUCAGAUCACCAACAGGUUCAGGUCACCAACAGGUUCAGGUCAACAACAGAUUCAGAUCACCAACAGGUUCAGGUCAACAACAGAUUCAGAUCACCAACAGGUUCAGGUCAACAACAGAUUCAGAUCACCAACAGGUUCAGGUCAACAACAGAUUCAGAUCACCAACAGGUUCAGGUCAACAACAAAUUCAGAUCACCAACAGGUUCAGGUCAACAACAGAUUCAGAUCACCAACAGGUUCAGGUCAACAACAGAUUCAGAUCACCAACAGGUUCAGGUCAACAAACAGGUUCCAGAUUAACAACAAAUUCAGAUCGCAACAGGUUCGGGUCAACAACAGGUUCAAGGUCACCAACAGGUUCAGGUCCCCCAACAGAUUCAGAUCACCAACAGGUUCAGGUCAACGCUGGGUUCAAGUCACCGCAGGUUCAGGUCCCCAACAGAUUCAGAUCACCAACAGGUUCAGGUCACCAACAGGUUCAGGUCCCCAACAGAUUCAGAUCACCAACAGGUUCAGGUCAACAACAGGUUCAGGUCACCAACAGGUUCAGGUCUAACAGAUUCAGAUCACCAACAGGUUCAAGGUCAACAACAGGUUCAGGUCACCAACAGGUUCCAGAUCGCAACAGGUUCAGGUCCCCAACAGGUUCAGAUCAUCAACAGGUUCAAGGUCACAACAGAUUCAGAUCACCAGGUUCAGGUCAACAACAGAUUCAGAUCAACGGGUUCAGGUCCCCAACAGAUUCAGAUCACCAACAGGUUCAGGUCACCAACAGGUUCGGUCUAACAGGUUUCCAGAUCACCAACAGGUUCAGGUCAACAACAGGUUCAGGUCUGCAACAGGUUGGGUCCCCAACAGAUUCAGAUCACCAACAGGUUCAGGUCAACAACAGGUUCAGAUCACCAACAGGUUCAGGUCAACAACAGAUUCAGAUCACCAACAGGUUCAGGUCAACAACAGAUUCAGAUCACCAACAGGUUCAGGUCAACAACAGAUUCAGAUCACCAACAGGUUCAGGUCAACAACAAAUUCAGAUCACCAACAGGUUCAGGUCAACAACAGGUUCAGGUCACCAACAGGUUCAGGUCCCCAACAGAUUCAGAUCACCAACAGGUUCAGGUCAAUAA